Messenger RNA from Anoplopoma fimbria (sablefish), 2149 nucleotides. RefSeq lists its product as uncharacterized. NCBI's taxonomy places the organism in Eukaryota, Metazoa, Chordata, Actinopteri, Perciformes, Anoplopomatidae. The transcript has 3 exons. Gene Ontology annotation, biological process: double-strand break repair via nonhomologous end joining; negative regulation of double-strand break repair via nonhomologous end joining. Bases 100 to 651 code for a protein of 183 amino acids. The record is from RefSeq and is a predicted model, not a curated record. Gene Ontology annotation, cellular component: nucleus; cytoplasm.
AUGACUUAAACAAAAUGGAAAUCCCUUGUUUCUGUUUCCAGUUAUACUGGUAAUACCUCAGUAACCAACAAAUACACUUUUAUAGUAUAAACAGCCUAAAUGGCGGAGAGGCACCGGGCUCUGCCGUCAUGGAUGGAGAAGAAGGAGAAAGUGACGGAGAAGGAGCCGCUGAAGAGCAGGAGAAAGCGGAGGACUGUACGGGGUGUUUUCUACUGUAUGAACGAGAAGGAGCUGGUGGAGGCAGCGGUGUCGUUUCUUACCAAGGAGGAUGAGGCUCUCCCGGCUGACCUGAAGGUUGAAGACAAGGCAGCAGCCACCACUGUGAAAAUGAGGGAGAACCCUUCCACUUCAAGGAAGAGAGCAAAGCUGGUGACUCUAGAGGAGGAGUCCUCAGACUGCGAUGAUGCCCUGGAGACGACGUAUGUUUCCGAAACAGACGUGGACAUCACAGAGGUGGAAACAGUGGCGUACACUAACAGCCCGCAGCAUCAGGGACCUAAGGGUCAGAGGUCAGGACCAGAACAGGGUAACGGUGGUCUUGUGAAUAUUGGAUUAGGGGCUGAGGAAAAAGAGGAGCACUCACAGACGCCGGUAAAGGCAGCAGAAGAGGAUGAUGCCUUACGGCUUGUGAGAGAGAUUUUUUUCACAUGAUAAUGAACUUAAUCAGAAUACCGGAAUUGUGCACAUUAAGCCUAAAAUGUUUGCAAUAAAUGGAAAAUAUUGUCUUCGAGGACAAUGCCAUCCUCGUUACAAAUUCACCAGACAUUAAUUCUACAUGUACGCAGCUCCACUAUGGAGCUACGAAUUUCGGGGGAAACUGAUCCUUCAAUUUAUGUCACUGAGAUGUUAAAUUUUACAAAUAUCCAUAGACUGACAACGAUAAUUUUAUAUAUUUUAUAAGUUUUUGCAUCAAAAUGAGGUGUAAAUGUCGUGUACUUUUGAAUUACCGCAUCUAAAACCCAAUUUUCACUAAGUCUGAGGUUCAGUGUUAAUGGAGCCGCUACAUAUUAUACACCCCACUGUAUUGUCUGAUUUAACUGUCCCUGGAAUCACUGAACUGACGUGAAUUAAUGGAAAUUCCCUGAACACAGAUAACUUGAUAUUUAGUGAGUCAAAACAUUUUACUGCAAGCGUUAACCAGAAAGCCAUAACAUGUUUUAUGUUGAGAUAAGUUAUCAAGCCGAUCCUCACCACAUACUAAUAUUGAAUGUGAAACUGAAAGCCACUGGUAAUGUGACGCAUCACCAUAGAGUUUAAGUAGGUGAAAAUACAUUUUUCAAUCAAAAGGUCUGUGCUUGUUGACUUUUCCAUGAGCAAACCACUGAGCACUAUAUUGUAGUUGUAGCUGAGGCCUUUUUAUAUGAGGACACAUAAAAAGGUUCUGUUGUCAGAGAUGAAACCGCAGAUUGAAAUGUAACAAUGGUAUUGAACUUGAAGAUUAUAGAGUAUAUACUUACAUUUCAAUGGGAAUUUAGGUUUACUAGAUAUUGUAGUUUUUUCCACUUUAAUAAAUGAUUAUGUAGUAGUGGCUGCACUGCCCCUUAAGUGCCAUUCUCUUAAGCCCCUAUGCAUAAAUGUUGAAAACUGGAAAACUUAAAAUACCUUGCUACUGUUCUUGUUUCCCAGGUGAGCUUCUCUGAUAAUUCAGUGUUUAUUUUCAAGAGAUGCUCACAGCGACUUCAUCUUCUAAAGGAACUUAGUGGCCUCAGUGUUUGUCCGCAGAUUUAAGAAACAGUGAACACAACUAUUAUUCAGAUUGUUUAAACUUUUCACCCUCUUGCCUACAGUCUCCUAAAUUGUAGAUCUAAGAAUGAACUCUCUAAUUGUGUCAAUGGCAAGCUGAAUAUUUGGCAAACCCCAAAAGCCCCUGACCCAACUUUUAACAGAAAGGACAAAGAAGAAAGCAAGUAGUAUUCUGGUAGAUAGCUCCUGUUCACUUUUCAGCUAGUUUGCAUUCUUGAGCUCAAGGAGGCAACUAAACAUGUGUUAAAUAAGUCAUUAAUCCUAAAUGCCAUCAGUAUUCUUAACGCAUGUCACUCAUGUGACAGAGUACAUCUAACACACAGAAAUUGAGCUGUUUUAAUGUGAAGUCUGCUUUUUAUGUUGUUGAAUUGUCUUGUGUUUUUUGAGCCCAAGACCAACUUUCACC